AUGUCUGGCUCCGCGGCGUUAGAAUAUGGGUUUCCCUCUACUCACUCGACCAAUGCCAUUUCAGUCGUCGUUUACGGACUUUACCUUUUAAACUCGCCUGACUCGACUGUCGAGCCGGUUGCGAAAAUUAUCUUCCACGUUAUCCUGUAUAUAUUCGGGACAUCCAUUGUUAUUGGGAGGCUGUACUGCGGGAUGCAUGGGUUUUUCGACGUUAUCACUGGCAGUUUCCUGGGCGCUUUGUUGGGCUAUGUACGAUAUUCAUACGGGGAGAGCUAUGACGAACUUAUCUAUUCGGGCUCGAUAAAUGUGAUAUUUGCAGUAGUAGCGGUUGUUCUUGCAUUGGUUCGAAUGCACCCUGAGCCCGCAGAUUCGUGCCCUUGCUUCGACGAUAGUCUUGCAUUCGCAGGGGUGUUGAUGGGUGCGGAGUUCGGGAACUGGCACUUCGCCCAAACCACUUUUGCAAGCAAUGACCCUUACCCAGGGACGGUUCCAUAUGAUUUGGCAAAACUUGGUUGGGCCAAAACUAUUGCGCGGAUUAUCCUUGGGGUCGUGAUUGUCUUCUUGUGGAGGGAAAUAAUGAAACCAUCCCUUCAUAAGUUGCUGCCGCCUGUAUUUCGAGUGAUCGAACGGCUGGGCCUCAAUCUUCCCAGAAGAUUCUUCAUUCUCGCAUCCGAAUAUGAAAAAGUCCCCGGCCAUCUCAAAGAUGACGACGUAAUCCCCAACGUCUCUGAAAUCCCUUCCAUCCUCACCUCAAUCCGCCACCCGCGCAGAAGAGCAGUUUCCGUAGGCCCUCAAUCAGAAGCAGACGCCUACGAGACACUUGCUUAUCGGGAGAAACGACGACGGGAAAGCAUCUCGUCUAACCAAUCGCGCAGCGUCAGUGCUGGGCGCAGACUCCCUCCGACGAUCGAGGAUAAGCGAAACAAGCAUAACACGUCGCCCGCCGCCGCCGCCGCCGCCGCCGCCGCUACCUCCGGGCGACCCGGAAACCGGAAAACCAAUACGCCAGCGACGGACAGCAACUCAUUUUCGCCACCGGCCAUCAGGACCCCACGCAAACUUGAUGAGUAUGAACAUAUGAUGGGGACGGGGACGCCUGUCUUCAACACGGAAGACAUACUGAACAUGCAUGGUGCUGGCGCUGGCGCGGACGUGAAUGUGAAUGUAGCCACGGGUGCAGCAGACACUCUUGAAUAUCAGCUCGAGGCGGAAGAGGAGAAGGUGAUGUUUUCGAAGAUCACACCGCCGCGAGUACGGUAUGAUGUGGAGGUUGUGACGAAGUUAGUAGUGUAUUUUGGAAUUGGAUGGCUGGCCGUGGAGUUUAUACCCAUUAUAUUUCAGCUACUUGGAUUGGCUCUCUAG
Messenger RNA from Histoplasma mississippiense, 1362 nucleotides. RefSeq lists its product as hypothetical. Gene Ontology annotation, cellular component: endoplasmic reticulum membrane. The record is from RefSeq and is a predicted model, not a curated record. Lineage: Eukaryota; Fungi; Ascomycota; Eurotiomycetes; Onygenales; Ajellomycetaceae. The transcript has 3 exons. Gene Ontology annotation, molecular function: sphingosine-1-phosphate phosphatase activity. The coding region runs from base 1 to 1362 and encodes 453 amino acids.